UUUAUUGCCCUGGAGAUCUACGAGGGGAAGCCGCGCCUGGUCUUGGAUAAGGGAAACGGAGCUGUCGGUCUUAACAGCACCAUCUACAUCAGCGACGGCGUGUGGCACCAUCUGGAGGCCCACUUCAAGCCCACGUACAUGGAGCUCAACGUCGACGACCACAUCGAGGACCAGCCCACGCACAUCGGCGAGAAUAAGUUCUUUGACCUCUCCGGAUACCUUUUCGUGGGCGGGGUCGAGGUCAACAAGCAGGCGCGGGCGGUCAAGCAGGGGGCCAGGAACGGGGAUAAAAGCCUCGAGGGAUGCGUGCAGAACCUGUUCGUGGGCGAGAACAGACUCAGCAUCCGGGAAUCUCGCGUCACCCUGGGCAUCAAGGCGGACUGCAGCUGGGCGUACCCGUGCCUGAAGAACCCGUGCGUGGAUGGCGCCCGCUGCGUGCAGGAGGGGACGGACGGCUUCAAGUGCGAGUGCGACUUGGCCCUUUGCGUGCGCCAGAACUUCACGACGGCCUACAAGGUGUUCACCAAGACCACGCUGCCGUUCAAUCUGGAGAUCCUCAGCCUCACGCCCAUGGAGGUGCAGGAAGGAGGUCAGGCUCUGAUCACCUCACACCACCUCCACCUUGUCCUCGACUAUGAGAAGUACGGCGUGAGGGAGUCCGGCGUGCACUUCCACGUGAUCACGCCCCCCUCCCGAGGCCGCCUGGACGUCGACCUCCCGCGACGCCCUGAGGACACCAUCUUCACCCUCCUGGACCUCAACGACGACCGCGUGACCUACUUCCACGACGGCUCGGAGACCACUGAGGACUCCAUCGUGCUCGAGCUGGAGUUCGUCACGCGAUCGGGAUACAUCCUGCCUUCGUAUCUGCAGAGUCGCCACCGCUUCGUCCUCCCCGUCAGGAUCAUCAGCAAGAACGACGCCCCGCAGAUCAAGCUCCCGCCGGGGAAGGUCCUACGCCUGGCAGCGGGGACGGCGAUCACGCUCACCACCAAUAUUAUUUCCGUCGAAGACAACGACAGCGCGCCCGAGAAGCUGAG
Messenger RNA from Penaeus vannamei (Pacific white shrimp), 1040 nucleotides. NCBI's taxonomy places the organism in Eukaryota, Metazoa, Arthropoda, Malacostraca, Decapoda, Penaeidae. The record is from RefSeq and is a predicted model, not a curated record.